Suillus clintonianus is the source of this 786-nucleotide messenger RNA. RefSeq lists its product as uncharacterized. The transcript has 5 exons. The coding region runs from base 1 to 786 and encodes 261 amino acids. NCBI's taxonomy places the organism in Eukaryota, Fungi, Basidiomycota, Agaricomycetes, Boletales, Suillaceae. The record is from RefSeq and is a predicted model, not a curated record.
AUGUCUGCUGCCAUCUCAGCUGUCCAAAAGACAAAUUUUCACUCGUGUAACCGUUCCCGCGCUAUGCGUGUCUAUCACCCACCACCUCAACCUGCCCCUACAGACAAUAUUUUCACGUAUCAGGCUGGUGAACCUCCGAACAUGGGUCCGAACCAUCCAAAUAACCAGCUUCCUGGCUUUAGUGCUGCCUUUGGCGGGCUUGAUUCUCGCAUGAUACCCCAGGGUCCUGGCCAGAAUCAAUAUACAUAUCCACCACCUCUCCCUCCUCCAUCAUACCCAACUCCUGCGAGGCAGCACAUUGACCCUUCGUUAAUGGACUACGACAACGAGGAUGACGAGGAUGAAUUCCCACCUGUGUCCACCCUGCUUGAGCAUGCUGCCAAGCCAGCGAAAAAGAUCACAGGGAGCCGUCGCACGAGCACUGUUAUUACUACUGCCAAAGCUAAAGGCAAGGCACGUGCCAUCGACAAUACUGGACCGCUGGUAAAUCGAAAGCGAAAAACCCUGUCCGCACCUCCCACUGCCUCCGACUCAUCUAAGAAACGUGGCCGUCAACAGGGAGCACCAAAUUAUAACGAAGAUGACAUUGAUGCUCUACUCGAUGCGUGCGAAUCGUGUUUGCCUGUGGGUGCAAAGAGUUGGAAUAUUGUUGAAGCCACCUUUGCACGGUGGGCGAAUGACAAUGACCGUCCAGCUCGCUCGUCCAAGUCUCUCGAACUCAAAUUCAAGCAAGGGAUGCAGAAUGUCCUCCUUACAUUGACCGAGCACAUUACAUCGACACUUUGA